Messenger RNA from Limulus polyphemus (Atlantic horseshoe crab), 2434 nucleotides. RefSeq lists its product as uncharacterized. The transcript is spliced from 2 exons. NCBI's taxonomy places the organism in Eukaryota, Metazoa, Arthropoda, Merostomata, Xiphosura, Limulidae. The annotation marks the transcript as partial. The record is from RefSeq and is a predicted model, not a curated record.
GGCGUAGAAAACAAAGUGAGAGAUGGGCAUUUGGCUGAGUGAGAUUCUCUUUUCGCUAACUCUGAGGUGGCUACCUAGUCUCUAUUUCUGAAGACAGUCUUGUCUUGUGUUUCCUGUACUUGUCCUCUCUUGUGUAUUCGAACUAGAAGAUUGUUAGGUUUAUCCUAAACAGUUCUGAGUGCUGAGGUGAUAUCUUCCAGAACUCCUACAUCAGCAGCCAGAGAUGGAUAAGUGAGUGCUUUCCAGCAUGGAUGAUUACCACCUUCUUGGUGGAGGAGUGUAUGAAUUGAGUGACAGUGGAGGAAUAAUGGAUGAUCCAAGUCAUAUUGUGGGAGGAGUAGGUUAUGGAUCUGAAACCUCUCAGACUAUUGCGAGCUCAGGGAUGAUCCCAUCACAGUUAUCCCCUUCUGAAGCACACAGUCCAGGACAGAUGAUUAGUAGUAUUAUGACACGACAUCCUCAUGAUAAUGCAGAAAGUUAUCAAAUGGGGAUUCAGCAAGUAUACCAAGAAAAUGAUAUCCUUCAUAAAUUUCAACAUUAUGGUAGUUAUGAAAAUAUUUCAGGUAUGGUUAGUAAUCAGUUCUCAAGUGGAGGAAGGUUGCAACACGUAAAUAAUAGCUCUAUCCCACCACCUGGGGACCAGCAGACACCACGACCAUUAACACCCUCUCAAAUUUCUAAUUAUGAACAAGAAAACAUUCUGCCCUCUCAAUAUGCUCAGCUUAGCCAGCAGACUUCAGGACCUUCAAUUAAUAUUGGACAAAGUGCAUCUCAGUAUCCUGGCUAUAGUCGGGGUACUGUGCCUCAUCAACAACAGCUGGAUCAGACUGGAGACAUUUGGCAGGGAACUAUGUUACAACAGCAUGGUUAUCAGUAUAUGCCUCAGGGUCCCUCCUACUCUCACACUUCUCAGCCAACACCCUUGGCAUCAAUGCAGAGGUGCAUUGGUUCAGUGGGGAAUGUAGCUGUACCCAUGCAAGUUCCAAGAUCAACUACUCCGAACCAGUAUAUGUCACGGCAGGAAUUUACUGUGCCCUCCCCGAGCCAAACAACUGCUGAUCAGCUCCAAACUGUUUACACUGUCCAACCUAGUCUUAAUGAACCAUAUAUGAAUCAAAUGUGUGUUCCUGUCUCUCAGCCUUUGUCUCACAUUCCUGUAGCUCAGUCAGAACAUGGUAUGUCCUCUUAUUCUGCUCAGGGACAACAUUCUUUAAGUUUUCAACCAGGGGGCACAAGGCCUUGUUACUCACCUUCCAGCAGCCUUAAUGCUAUCAAUCCAGGGGACUCUGCAACCAUGCAAAAGGCAGGUUAUUCACCCUAUUCACACUUGAACUCAGGUCAACAACCCAUAACUCCUAUCCAACAAGCCUCAUCAACUACAAUACAACAGUAUCCUCAACAGUCUUAUUCUCCUACCAAGUCUUAUCAUCAUCAGUCAUCACAGCACCAAGCAUCCAUUCUUGGUAGAUCCAGCCCUUCACAACUGUCACCUUAUUCUCAAGUUCAGCAGCCAUCUCAAACUCCUAAUAGUCCACAAUACCAUCCAGGAUUUCUCCUUUCUCAAGUACAUGUUUCUCCAAGACAACCAACACCACCAGCAGAUUCUCCUAUGUCCGCUUCACAUACUCCAGAUCGAGUCCCUUAUCCUCCAACAUCUACAACUCCACAUUCUCAAGGAAGCUAUCCAAGCCCUGUAACAGGUCAUCUGUCCAGCCCUCAUCAAGGAUUGUCUCCUGGAGGAGGCAAGAAUGGACCAUCUAGUAGCUUACAACAAUUGGAGCAAAUGGUCAUGCCUCACAUAGCUGGUUCUAGUAAUUCAAAAGCCUCUACACCUAACUCUAGCAUGUCAUCUUCGAUGACUGGCCAUCCUGUUGGCAUGAUUGGUGCUUCUUACUACAGCUCUGUUGGUCAGGAUCAAUUGCAGCAGGUGCAACAACAUGCUGGUUGUCAUCCAUCUCCUUCUGUGUACCCUCAGUCCCAUGCCUCACGACAGUAUGGACACCAGCAAUAUAUAGGACAACCAGGAGUACCUGUUCCCACUUUGUCUGCAUCAGUGAAUAACUCUGUAGGAUAUGUGCCAAAUUCUUUGUCACUGCAGGCCUCUGGGCCCACUGUUAUGAAUGAUGGUGUAAGGAGUGUCAGCAUUCCACCUGCUGAAGUGGCUGUAACCACGAGUGUUACUUUCAGUGCAUCUAGUAAUGGAAAUAUCAUGCAUUCUUCUUCAUCAGUACCUGAUAUGUCCUGUUCUUACACUCAAGAUGCUCUAGUAGUUGCUUCAAAUCACACUUCUAUUUCUACCACUGAUCCACCGCUAUAUCCUGCACCUACAGCAUAUGAUGAAUGGAAUAUGCCAUUAAACUAUGAAGUACAUAACAUUCAGCAAGAGCUGCAACACUUGUAUAGUUUACCCCAAUCUCCUCAAAGUCAGCAAAAG